Molecule: messenger RNA, 303 nt
Organism: Mixia osmundae IAM 14324
Lineage: Eukaryota; Fungi; Basidiomycota; Mixiomycetes; Mixiales; Mixiaceae
Exons: 4
Coding region: 1-303 (100 amino acids)
Source: RefSeq, a predicted model, not a curated record
AUGACAAGCCUCAGAACCUUACUCGUCGGCAUACUCGCUUGUGUCAUCGACGCCUCUGCGAUCGAUAAGCAAUCCGUCAUUCUUGGUGAUCUUCAUGCUGUCGUCGCAUGUCCUAGCGGAGGUCUCUCGCGCUUCACGAGCUGCCACACAUACCCAGAACUUGCCUGCAUCAACGGCCUCGUACAGCGCACCAGCGAACAAGCGGAACGCGUGGGUGUACCUACAGUCGUACAUUGCUCUGACUAUCGCACGCCAAUGCAUUGCGAUACCGCACCUUCAGGCCGCUGCCCUGUCUACACAUGA